Molecule: messenger RNA, 3562 nt
Organism: Loxodonta africana (African savanna elephant)
Lineage: Eukaryota; Metazoa; Chordata; Mammalia; Proboscidea; Elephantidae
Gene: EOMES
Product: eomesodermin
Exons: 6
Coding region: 311-2413 (700 amino acids)
Biological process (GO): CD8-positive, alpha-beta T cell differentiation involved in immune response; mesoderm formation; positive regulation of DNA-templated transcription
Cellular component (GO): nucleus
Molecular function (GO): DNA-binding transcription factor activity, RNA polymerase II-specific; RNA polymerase II cis-regulatory region sequence-specific DNA binding
Source: RefSeq, a predicted model, not a curated record
GACUGUGGGAGGAGGUGGGUGGGUCCAGGGGGGUAAUAGGGACUAGGGAAGGGAAAGAGAGUGCUUCUCGGUCAGUUUCCAUCUCCUGCCUUCGAACUCAGUGCGCUUUCCUUGCGGGAAGGACGCGGAGGCCAGGGCGCGCGAGUGCGCGCUGGUACAGCCCGCGCCUCGGCAGGUGGGUAGCCUGGGCGCAGGAAGAAGGGGAAGUUAUCUUCCCCUCGGAAGAGGGCGCUGGCUCCCCCAUUCUGCCUUUAUAAUAAGGCCGCGGGAGGAGAGGAAGCUGCCAGCAGCCGUCUGCUCUUUGCAAAGCAUGCAGUUAGGGGAGCAGCUCUUGGUGAGCUCAGUGAACCUGCCUGGCGCGCACUUCUACCCGCUGGAGAGUGCGCGAGGCGGAAGCGGAGGAAGUGCUGGCCACAUCCCCGGCGCUGCCCCCUCACCUCAGAGGCUGGACUUAGACAAAGCGCCCAAGAAGUUCUCUGGCAGCCUCUCGUGCGAGGCGGGGAGCGGGGAGUCCACAGCCAGCAGCGCGGGGGCCCCCGGGGCCAUGCUCAGUGACGCCGACGCCGGAGACGCCUUCGCCAGCGCCGCGGCAGUGGCCAAGCCAGGGCCCCCGGACGGCCGCAAGAGCUCCCCCUGCGGGGAGGAGGAGCUGCCCUCGGCCGCUGCUGCAGCCGCCGCCGCUGCCACCUCGCGCUACUCCAUGGACACCCUGAGCUCGGAGCGCUACUACCUACAGUCCCCUGGGCCUCAGGGCUCAGAGCUGGCCGCGCCCUGCUCACUCUUCCCCUACCAGGCGGCUGCUGGGGCGCCCCACGGGUCCGUCUACCCGGCCCCCAACGGGGCGCGCUACCCCUACAGCUCCAUGCUGCCCCCCGGUGGCUUCCCCGCGGCUGUAUGCCCACCUGGGAGGGCGCAGUUUGGCCCGGGAGCCGGUUCUGGCAGUGGCGCGGGGGGCAGCGGCGGUGGAGGAGGCGGCCCAGGAGCCUAUCAGUACACCCAGGGGGCUCCGCUCUAUGGGCCAUAUUCCGGGGCGGCAGCGGCGGGUUCUUGCGGAGGACUGGGGGGCCUAGGGGUUCCGGGUUCCAGCUUCCGUGCUCAUGUCUACCUGUGCAACCGGCCUCUGUGGCUCAAAUUUCACCGCCACCAAACCGAGAUGAUCAUUACGAAACAGGGCAGGCGCAUGUUUCCUUUCUUGAGCUUCAAUAUAAACGGACUCAAUCCUACCGCCCACUACAACGUGUUCGUAGAGGUGGUGCUGGCAGACCCCAACCAUUGGCGCUUCCAGGGGGGCAAAUGGGUAACCUGUGGCAAAGCCGACAAUAACAUGCAGGGCAACAAAAUGUAUGUUCACCCAGAGUCUCCUAAUACUGGUUCCCACUGGAUGAGGCAGGAGAUUUCCUUUGGGAAAUUAAAACUCACCAAUAACAAAGGCGCAAAUAACAACAACACCCAGAUGAUAGUCUUACAGUCUUUACACAAGUACCAGCCGCGACUGCACAUUGUUGAGGUUACAGAGGAUGGCGUGGAGGACUUGAACGAGCCCUCAAAGGCUCAGACCUUUACCUUCUCAGAAACACAGUUCAUUGCCGUGACUGCCUACCAGAACACCGAUAUUACUCAACUAAAGAUUGACCAUAACCCCUUUGCAAAAGGCUUCAGGGACAACUAUGAUUCCAUGUACACCGCUUCCGAAAAUGACAGCCUAACUCCGUCUCCCACGGAUUCUCCUAGAUCCCAUCAGAUUGUCCCCGGAGGUCGGUACGGCGUUCAGUCCUUCUUCCCGGAGCCCUUUGUCAACACUUUACCUCAAGCCCGAUAUUAUAAUGGCGAGAGAACCGUGCCACAGACCAACGGCCUCCUUUCACCCCAACAGAGCGAAGAGGUGGCCAACCCUCCCCAGCGAUGGCUUGUCACGCCUGUCCAGCAACCCGGGACCAACAAACUAGACAUCGGGUCCUAUGAAUCUGAAUAUACUUCUAGCACCUUGCUCCCAUAUGGUAUUAAAUCCUUGCCCCUCCAGACGUCCCAUGCCCUGGGGUAUUACCCUGACCCCACCUUCCCUGCUAUGGCAGGGUGGGGAGGUCGAGGUUCUUAUCAGAGGAAGAUGGCGGCUGGACUACCAUGGACCUCCAGAACGAGCCCCCCUGUAUUCUCGGAAGAUCAACUCCCCAAGGAGAAAGUCAAAGAAGAAAUUAGCUCUUCGUGGAUAGAGACACCCCCUUCCAUCAAGUCUCUAGAUUCCAACGAUUCAGGGGUAUAUACCAGUGCUUGUAAGCGAAGGCGGCUGUCUCCUAGCACCUCCAGUAAUGAAAAUUCUCCCUCCAUAAAGUGUGAGGACAUUAAUGCCGAAGAGUACAGUAAAGACACCUCAAAAGGCAUGGGGGGAUAUUAUGCUUUUUACACGACUCCCUAAAGAAUUAUUUUAACCUCGUAAAAAUGAGCUAACUUUUUGCAGAUGGACUUGGUGGUGUUUUUUUGUUGUUGUUGUUGUCUUCUCUGUCUAGGUUGCCAAAAAGACGUGUUGCCUUCCAACUCCCUGCAUCCCGUUUUGUGCAAUUCUCUAAAGAAGGUGCCAAAGCUUUUUGAUUGUGCAGGUAACUGAAAUACACCUAGCAUUUUUUUUUUCUUUUUUAAAUGACGUUAAAGGAGGGCUUUAAAGUGUUUGAAAUUUUGAAGGUUAGCCAAGGUUUUGGAUUUAUUUAUUGGAGACACUAAACAUUCAAUGAAUUGGGCUGUGACACUUGAGGGCCGAGCACUAUCAGAAAAGUUGAAAGCUUCGGUUCUCAUUUCUACUUGUAAACCUUUAAGCAAAUAGAAGCCCAGAAUGCUAAGGGGUUUUUGCUUCUGGAAGAGAAGGGCUGGGCCUUAAGUUUUAACAGGGGACUUUCUGCUGUUACCUUCAGCUAGACACAAAAGAUGUUAGGCCUGGGAGGCAAGAAAAACAUCUGCGAAGGUGCCGGUUGUACCUGACUUUGAUUGCUCCCAGGCUUCCAGAACAAGCCAUGUUUGCCUAGUUCAGGAAUGCCUCAUUGAGAGGAGCUUGGCCUCUGCUGUGUGCUGGGGUGGCCCGGAGCACUUAGGGGAGAGGGUAAGGAAGGGAAUAGCCAAAAAGAGAGAAUUCAAAAGUGUACAGUUGUGUGUGUUUAGAUACAGUGUAGAAUACUGUGGAAUAUAUUGUACAAAUAGUCUACAUAGGUAUCGAAGAUAAUGUAAAAUUGGUGCUUGGCUUUGUAAAGAAUUUGCAAUCAACCAACAGCAGCUGCCGGGACAAAAGGAUGGUUUCUGUCAUCAUCCGCAUGAUAUUUGGGAAUAUUCUGUUGACUUCUUAGAUAGUUUAAAAUGUAUUCAGCCACCCUGUACUAACUUGAAACCUGUUUAAAGAAAACUCCUAUUUCCUCCUCUUCCUGGGCCCCUGCCCAUUCGUCCCCACGUUGGUCAAGUGGAGGAACUCAAACCCGAUGCUGCAGCUCCUAUAGGCUUUUAGUGCUCUUGGAUUUUUAUGUACAGUCUUAGUCAUUUUUAAUAAAUGUGGUUGAAUAUGGGAACGAGCAUAGCGCUGUCU